Malassezia vespertilionis is the source of this 2637-nucleotide messenger RNA. RefSeq names its product trifunctional histidinol dehydrogenase (gene HIS4). Gene Ontology annotation, molecular function: phosphoribosyl-ATP diphosphatase activity; metal ion binding; histidinol dehydrogenase activity. Gene Ontology annotation, biological process: L-histidine biosynthetic process. The coding region runs from base 1 to 2637 and encodes 878 amino acids. The record is from RefSeq and is a predicted model, not a curated record. Gene Ontology annotation, cellular component: cytoplasm. Lineage: Eukaryota; Fungi; Basidiomycota; Malasseziomycetes; Malasseziales; Malasseziaceae. The transcript has a single exon.
AUGCUGCAGCAAUCUGCGCCGCUGAUACCGUACCUGGACCCCACAGACGACGCUGCGGUGUUUAAAGAUAGCGAGCUGUAUGGCGCAAUAAAGCGGUCUGCUCCCCUUCUUGUGCGGCGCGAUGCAGUUGCGUCGUUCGGGCGCGAUGCACUGUCGAAUGCUGCAUUUUUGGUCGAGCUCGACGCUGCAACCACGUACGACGACGCACUUGCGCUGCUGAACGCGGGUGUCGAUGCGAUUGUGGUUGCUGCGGACAGCGAGCUUUUACAGCAAUUUGAUGCUGGCGUGAUUGCGGAGCGCGUGAUUGUGCAACUAGACGAGGACGCGCAAGCGCCAAGCGACGUCGCUGGCGUGCUUGUCCAGUGCGCGAGCGUUCCGCCACUUGGGACUGUGCAGCGAUUUGUUGAUGCAAUGGAGACGCACGUCACCGGAAAGCCCGUUUUACUCAAGGCGGCCACGCGCACAGAUUCCGUCGCGCAAGUCCACAAAACCGGCGCGACACUUGUCCUGCCGACGACUGCGCUGUCUGUGGAUGGGAGCAAGAUGGACUACGUGGACGCUUUGCUUUCGACUAUGGUCUCAGACCGUCAGGACGGUCUGUUUCCCACCGUCGUCGUCAGCGAUACGGGCUCGACCUCGCUCGGUCUUGUAUACUCCUCGCGCGAAUCGAUCCGUGCGAGUCUUUUGACGGGUUCCGCGCACUACCAAUCGCGGAAGAGGGGUAUUUGGCACAAGGGCGCGACGAGCGGCGCGACGCAAAAUGUCGUAUCCGUCCAGCUCGACUGCGACAACGACGCGCUGGAAUUCCGCGUAGAGCAGCACGCCGGAAAACGCUCCGUAGGUUUUUGCCACUUGACCGACCGCGCGUCCUGUUUCGGGUCUGUGCGUGGGCUUGCGAAGCUCGAGCAUACGCUGCGUGAGCGCAAGGCGAAUGCGCCGCCCGACUCGUACACCGCGCGCCUGUUCAACGAUCAAGCACUGCUGGGCGCCAAGAUCCGCGAAGAGGCCCAGGAGCUUGUCGAGGCCACCGACCAAAAGCACAUUGCGUUUGAGGCUGCUGACUUGCUGUACUUUGCCAUGGUCCGGUGCAUUGCUGCAGAUGUAGGCCUUGCGGCGAUUGAAAAGAGUCUCGAUGCCAAGAGCCUGAAGGUGACGCGCCGCAAAGGCGAUGCCAAGCCCGCAUUUGUACAUCAUGCGGAGGCGCCUGCGCCGAUUCCAGCCGACCAGCCAAUCCGUCUGCCGCGCCACUCGCUAAACACGCUCAGCGCCGCCGAACAAACCAAGCUCCUUCGCCGCCCUGGCAUUCGGACCGACCAAGUCCUCGAACGCGUGCGUCCAAUUCUUGCUGCGGUCAAGGAGCGUGGUGAUGCCGCGUUGCUUGAAUACACUGCCCAGCUCGACCGUGUAAAGCUCGACAAGACGGUGCGCCUUCCGCCGUUCCAGACAGACGCCGACCGCGACGCGAUGGACAGCGGCGUGCGCGAGGCGAUCAACGUUGCCUACAACAAUGUCCUGCGCUUCCACGCUGUGCAGAGCCAUGUUGCCGCAGAGAAUAUGCCGCCGGCGGGCGCGCCGAGCGCCGACUUUGUGCCGCAGGCAGGCAAGCGCGAAGUCAUGCAGGUGGAGACGAUGCCCGGCGUAGUAUGCACACGAUUUCCUCGUGCCAUUGAGCGUGUAGGAAUUUACGUCCCGGGCGGCAGUGCAGUGCUUCCGAGCACUGCACUCAUGCUCGGUGUUCCUGCUAAAGUUGCAGGGUGCAAGACGAUUGUGCUUGCGACGCCGCCGCGCGCGGACGGAAGCAUUGCGCCGGAAGUGCUCUAUGUCGCAGACAAGGUCGGUGUCGACUGUUUGGUGUGUGCUGGCGGCGCCCAGGCCGUCGCUGCGAUGGCCUACGGUACGCCAUCCGUCCCGAAAGUCGACAAGAUUGCAGGGCCCGGCAACCAGUACGUGACGGCGGCCAAGAUGCUCGUCCAAAACGAAGUGGAAGCUAUGGUCUCGAUCGAUAUGCCUGCAGGCCCGUCAGAAGUGCUGGUCAUUGCGGACGAGCAUGCAAACCCCGCAUUUGUAGCUUCUGAUUUGCUCUCGCAGGCAGAGCAUGGGCCGGAUUCCCAAGUUGUGCUGGUUGCCAUUGACCUCUCCGCGCAGCAGCUGAGCGCGAUUGAAAAUGAGGUUGAUUGUCAAGCGCGCGUCUUGCCGAGAGUCGAUGUCGUGCGCCAGGCCAUCGACAAGAGCGUUACGAUUCUGGUCCAAACUCGCGAGCAGGCGAUGGAUUGGAGUAAUCGGUACGCGCCAGAGCACUUGAUUCUUCACGCAAACGCGCCAGAGCAGCUCGUGCCGCUUGUCGAGAAUGCCGGCAGUGUGUUUAUCGGGCCAUGGAGUCCAGAGUCGUGCGGCGACUAUGCAUCGGGCACGAACCAUACCUUGCCGACGUACGGCUAUGCACGGCAGUACUCGGGCGUUUCCACCUCCACGUUCCAGAAGCAGAUCACCGCACAGAUGCUCGAUGCUGCGGGGCUCCAGGCGCUUGGGCCGCAUGUCGUACGACUUGCCGAGUGCGAAGGGCUCGAGGCACAUGCAAAUGCGGUGCGUGUGCGGCUGCAGCAUAUGGCCAAAGCCAACGAAGCCAAUGGCGUGUAG